GUAACUGUAAAAAAAAAAAAAAAAAAAAGAUCAAUUUUCAAAGAAGUCGAACGGCCGCUAUUGGGGAAGCGUAGUAAAUAGCCGUUAGGGCAGAAACAAAGCAAAUGGAUGAAUGAAGGGCUGGGUUGUCAUUUUGCAAGGUCACUCUGUAGACGCAACCAGAGAUCCACUACGCUCCUCUGUUUCUGUUCGCAAUCUAGACCGCCCGAUCUGCACAUCACAUGAUUAUACUGUCGUUGAUGGUUUGGUCGGCCCUACCUUGCGCACAUCCAACGGUCCAACUCAGCCAUCGUGUUGCAGUAUAAUCGGACGCUCUCGUAUUCCAUCUUAACUUCGCCUCUUCUCCCCAUCACUCAAUUAUAAACCGCCUUUGCUCAAGUUCAAAAAACCCCUCCCUUUCCUUCAACCAUUGAAAUCAAUCUCUCUUUUCUCUCGGCGAUUUGAUCUGGAUUUUCAAUCUGUGGAUCCUUGCAAUGGACGCGACUGGGAGUACGGAUCUUGAGCCGAGAGAGCUCACUUUCGUUGAUUUCCCUGCCGAUGCUGUUGAUACUCAUUCCACAGGAGGUCAAAAUAACAACAUAAAUUCUGGACUGCCAGAAGCUUUCUGUGCUGAAAAAGCAAUGGACACGGCUGAUGCAAGUGGGCUGGUGGAGCAGUUGUCUCAGUCUUCUGAGCCAUCGGAACCAGGAAGGACAAGAAAUACUGGCAAGUGUAAUUUGCGGAAAAGUCUAGCUUGGGAUGCUGCCUUCUUUACAAGUGCAGGCGUUCUGGACCCUGAUGAGUUGUCCAACAUGAUCAAAGUAGAUGGCAAGGGUGAAAGGCAUCUUUUAUCUGGAAUUGCAGAGGAUAUAAGCCGAUCUACUGAUUCAUUCUCUACAUUAGAAAGUGACAGUCUGACAUUGGAAAAUGCUGAAGCUGAUUUAUUUGAAGACAUCAGAGCUUCAAUCCAGAAAUCUAGUAAAGCAUCUAACAUGACUAGUUCUAGCAAAGCUGCAAACCAUAGUUCUCCGUUCUUUAAAGAAGGUGCAGCUUCUGAAAAUAUGGUGAAGUCAAAACAUGGUCCCAAGAAGCAUACCAUUGGAAUGCAAGGACCAGGGAAAUUGAUGAAGCGUAGUUCUGGUUGCACACAGCCCGUGGCUAAAAUUGGAGGCUUGACUCCAUCUCUUCCAAAGCCACCAAACGCUAUUGGCAGACCUAAUCCCAUCUUGCCAGCAGCACCAAAGAAGGCUUAUUUAAGUUCCAAGGAUGUAAAAAUGGGAAAUGAGAAAGCAAAAUGUGCCUCUGUUGUUACAGCUCAAGAUAAAAUGAUUCCGGUGUCAAAGACACCCGGGGACGCUGGUUCUGGCAGGACUGUGCCUAAGCUUGCUGGAUCUUUGAAAUCACCUUCUAUGAGGUCCUCAGCCGUAACCAGAAAAGACCCACCAAGAUCAUCUUCCUCAUCUAGUAGUUUUCACAGUCAAUCAUCUUCAGAUGUUGUUGGCGUAUCUCCUGUGAAAUCUAAUAGGAGGAGGAUUGGUUCCAGAACUGUUAAUCAAGCAUCUUCCAGUUUGGCCCUCAAAACACCUUCAAAGGUUGCAUUGAAGCAAAAAGGACAGGCUGAUCUCCCAGCUAAAUUAAUGUCACCAAAGCUCUCUUCUAAUAUUUCUCCUGCUAGUUCUAUUAGCGAAUGGUCCUUAGAAUCAUCUUCAUCAACUUCUGCUGUCAGUAGGAGGUCUGAUAUUUCAAGGGCUAGCUUUAGUGCUAGCUCUCCUCGCAGAUCCCUCAAUGUGAAUGCCUCUUCUGGUCUGGAUAAUCGUAACCAAUCUGUCAAUCAAAUCUCAGAUAUGCAUGAACAUAAGGCAGCUCGACUAUCCAGUGAAAAUCUGAAGACAUUUCCCAGGCAGGCUGGUGCAUCAACUAGUGUAAAACCUACAGGUCUGCGGAUGCCAUCGCCAAAGAUUGGGUUUUUUGAUGGGGUGAAAUCUGUGGUUCGUACCCCGUAUGGGACUAUGCAACCUUCUUCUGGCAUACCAGCUGGUCCAAAAACUGGAGUCAGAAACAGCAGUCCAAGUGGAGGCUCAAACAAGGCAAAGCCUGCGAAGCUUCAACCUAAAAGAACAGUUGGAGCAAUUGGGAACACGAGGCCUGAUGUCCAGAAACCUGCUUUGACUGUGCCAUCUAAGAAACCCUCAAAAGCUUCCACAAAGGUCUCUAAUGUUUCUGGGGAUGCAAAGAAAUGCAUUAGCAUACCACAUGAAGUCCAGAAUGGAACAGAGGGAGAAAAUCAAGUAAACGUCGACCAAAAGGGAACUGAAGGAUAUGAUAGAGAUAAGGAUGUUCCUGAGAUUGGCCAGGAUGCUGGAAAGACUGGAAGUCUAGGUGUGUUGAAGGGUGAAAUAGACUUGGAAGAACAAGGUAAUGCAAACUCAAAGGAUACCGAGAUUUCUCCUGUUGAAUGCAUAAUGCCAUCUGAAGAAGCGGAUGAAGCUACAAUUUCUAGCAUACAGCAUCUCAACAAGAGUUGGGAUUCACCUUAUAGAAGCAAUGAAAAACAAAAUGGCCAUCGUGAGAAACAUGUUGAUGGUUUGAGUACAGAUGCUGUAGUAAUCACCUCAGAACAGGAGCCACAGAAAGAUUUGGUUUGCAAUUCCAUUGCUCAAACUAAACUUGCUGGGCCAGAUUUCAGUGCUCCAGAGCCGUCAUGUUCCGAAGAGCUACAUGUAUCGGCAUCCAUUCUGAUGAUUCCUUCUCUUGUGGGAUCAUCUGAAACCAAGGUCGCCAGCACAAGGACUCCUUUUUUAGUAAAGAACUCUUUGUGUAACAGCGAGGAAGAUGUUUCAAGGAGAUUGAGCAAUGGGGCAAUAGACAAGAAAGCAUCCAUCCCUCCUUCAGAGAGUGCCCAGAUUGAGAACAUUUGAAAACAGUGGUCAUGCAGCAUGUUUCUUGAAGGUACAUCCAUAUUUAGCUGUCAAAACAUUCAUAUUAACCAGAAUGUAGAAGUGUUAGAUCAGGUGCUGUUUUGAGACUUGAUUCAAUAGUACCUGAAACAAAUCCAAUUUAGUUCUCCUCUUUCA
Diospyros lotus (date-plum) is the source of this 3053-nucleotide messenger RNA. RefSeq lists its product as uncharacterized. The coding region runs from base 474 to 2897 and encodes 807 amino acids. NCBI's taxonomy places the organism in Eukaryota, Viridiplantae, Streptophyta, Magnoliopsida, Ericales, Ebenaceae. Gene Ontology annotation, molecular function: microtubule binding. The record is from RefSeq and is a predicted model, not a curated record. The transcript is spliced from 8 exons.